AUGUUCGAGAUUGAUAUCAUCAAUAGUGAGGAACAAUGUUGUUUCUGUGAAAAACCGUUCCCCGAAGAUAUGGAAGAACACCAAAAACAAUGUCCGGAUCAAUUACCGCUUUCACCAUAUGAAAUUAAAAGAAAAAUACUUCAACGACAACUCGAGAAUUUGACGUAUCAGCAUGAUAUUGUUGCCAGCAUGUUGCGCUACGAUGUGACAGUCCCCGUGAAGAACGAACUGGGAGAAGAUUUCUGCCAUAAUUGUGCGACUUUCGAGGAACAUAAGAGAGAUAAUUGCCUUAAAAUGACACGAAUCGAAGCUUUUGAAGCGCUUCUUCCCAAAAUACGGUAUGAUUGGCUGAACAUACACUAUCAGCUUGUGAACGUGGAUUUCGACGAAAGAAUGGAAACGGCGGAAAAAGAAGCUGCAAGCGGAAACUUGAAUAAGGAAAGGCAAUUAAGUCAACAGAUGUUGGAACUAUUGCAGUUCAGCCCAUCGUUCAGCUCAAUGAGGUGCGGAAGAGAAGAUGAGAAGGAAAAAAUAGCGGACGUCCUGAAAAACCAGUCGGAGCCUUUCGAGAUAGAGAAACGAAAAAUUGAACGAAGGAAGAAUUUCGAAAUGAGAAAGGGUGAAAUGAAGUUUGACGAAUAUGUUCGAAAGACGAAAAUAUCUCUGAGCGCGAGGGAAACAAGAAACUCGGGCGCGCGAGUCAUUCGAUUUCAUUCAACUUUCAAGAAAGGUCAGCAGAGACCAGAUACUCAAAUAAAAAUGAUGUACAAAGUGUGA
Molecule: messenger RNA, 777 nt
Organism: Caenorhabditis briggsae
Lineage: Eukaryota; Metazoa; Nematoda; Chromadorea; Rhabditida; Rhabditidae
Exons: 4
Coding region: 1-777 (258 amino acids)
Source: RefSeq, a predicted model, not a curated record